Messenger RNA from Closterium sp. Naga37s-1, 609 nucleotides. The record is from the annotation of a GenBank genome assembly. NCBI's taxonomy places the organism in Eukaryota, Viridiplantae, Streptophyta, Zygnematophyceae, Desmidiales, Closteriaceae.
AUGGUGGCAACAAGGCUGACAACUCAGCCCGAGGAACUGCAUACGUCUGACGCGCAUCGAGAACGCAUGUGGGCCGCACCCGCGCAACCGAAGUUGGAAGUAACGGAUUCCGUAGCGCGCCGCCAUACUGCCCGUAUCACCCUCCCGCGCUUUCCUAUUCGUCGCGCCUCCUUCUCCUCACGUUUCUGGUGGUCGCGCGCCCAUUUUCACCAGAAGAGCGUUCUGCCGUCCCUCCCCCCCCCCCCCCCCCCCACCAUCCCGUCGCGCGUGCAUUGCGCUCCCGCCGCCGCGCGCUCUUCGCACCGUCCAGCAGCGCGCGCGCCUGCCUUUCCUUGCGGCGCGCCCUGCCCUUCCUCAAUCCGCCCCCCCUCCCUCACCCUCCUCCUUUCCUCUCUCCUUUGUGCUUCCCCCCACUACCUCACCUCUUCCUCCUCCUAUUUUCUCUCCUCACCUGUUGCAGCUCGUAGCUACUUGUGGCGCGCCCUGCCCUUCCCACAAUCCGCCCCUUCGCCAUCCUCCUCCUCUCCUCUCUCCCACUCGUUCCCUCUCCACUAUCUCACCCCUUCCUCCACCUCUUUCCUCUAUUCAUCUGCUGCAGCUGGUAGCUGA